CUUUUUGCAACUGAAUUUUGCCUAGAUUACUGUAAUUGUUCGGUAAACAAGUGGAGUGUGCAAUAAAGUAUAUUAUAUUUAGUAUGACUUAUUCGCAUAUUGAAUAAGUUAAACAAGUCAGACGAAUUUGAAAGUGUGUAAGAUUGGCGUGAAGAGCCGUAGUCGUUGGUACGGCGAUAAAAUGACACAAACGCAGAUUCGGGAAAAUAAAGCUCCGAUCAGCAGGACGAGGAUUGUCGGCUCACAGGUGCUAGCAUGUCUGGCGCUGGACCUGCUGCUGGUGGGGCUGGGCAUGUCCAUCAGCUUCGUGACCAUGGUCCUGCCAGAAGUGCUCGAUGCCAAGGAGGGGCUCUCCAUCAACGAGAAACAAGCCUCGUGGUUUGGUGGCAUGGCGUUCCUCUGCCAGCCGCUCGGCAGCAUAUUCUCCGGGCCGCUGCUCGACCACUUCGGUCGGAAGAAGGCUCUGUUCCUGGUGAACAUUCCCCACCUCAUCGCGUGGCUGCUCAUGUACUAUGCGUGGAACGUGCCCUCGCUGUUCAUCGCUAACGCCUUGCUGGGCAUUGGCACGGGCAUUAUGGAAGCUCCUUCCAUUACAUACGUUGGUGAAGUUAGCGACUCGUCAGUAAGAGGGAUCCUGACGACGCUGACCAACAGUUUCACGUCGACCGGCAUGUUCCUGUCGUACCUGCUUGGGACAGUGCUCCCGUGGCGGCAGGCGGCACUCGUGUCGCUCACUGUACCGCUGGCCACUAUGCUCGUCGUCUUAUUUGUACCCGAAACUCCAAUCUGGCUGCUUUCCAAGGGGAGGCAGAAAGAGGCUCUGCGGUCCCUCUGUCGUCUGCGAGGAUGGUGCGAGCCGGAAGGCGUCAAGGAAGAGUUCGACCAGCUCCUCAAAUACAAUGACGCCAUCCACCAAUGUGUCAUAUGCCUUAAAGAAAACAAAACGGCCCUUCCAUGCGAGCACAUGACUGCGCCCCUAAUAAAGAGGAUUGUACUCAAAUACAAGCACGUGUUCUUCGUGAAAGAGACUAUGAGACCGUUCGCCCUAGUGAUGGCAUAUUUCUUUUUCUACCUGUUUAGCGGUCUCAUGCCAAUCAGGCCGAAUAUGAUUAAUUUCUGCAAGGCACUAGGGAUGAAGUACGAGACGAAAACUAUAGUGGUUCUAGUCGGCGCAGUAUUCAUAGUCAUGAACUUGCUAUCAGCAGUGAUAGUAAAAUUAAUCGGUAAACGCAAGCUGGUGAUCGGUUCGCUGUCGGCCACAGCGCUCUGCAGUCUCUUCAUCAGCAUUUACGCGGGGACCAACCUGCCGCGGGACCUGUUCUCGUAUGAGCCUCACACAUUCCCGGAGGCCGCGGACACGCUGCCGGUAGUGCUGUUCAUGAUGCUGGUGUGCUUCACUAGCCUGGGAAUACCUUGGGUGGUGCUGUCUGAAGUGUUUCCUUUCAGGAGUCGCGGGAUGGCGACGGGCAUGGCCGCAGCGUUGAGUUACAUCUUGCUCUUCAUCGCAACGAAGACUAACUACAACAUCGAGUCAGCAUUUCAUCUCAGUGGAGCAUUCACAAUUUAUGCCAUACUUGGCUUCCUAGGUAGUAUGUAUCUAUAUUUCUACCUACCAGAAACAGAAAACAAAACAUUGGUAGAAAUAGAAGCCUUUUAUAACGGAAAUAGAAAGAUUUUCGCCGACGACUUUUUGAUCAAUGCUUUCAAAAAGAAGUCUAGUAAUGAUGCUAACGCUCCUAUGCUAGUCAAUUGAAAAUGUACAAAAUGAUAGAAUAAUAACUGAAAUUUUAGGAUAAUUGUACUGUAACCAUCAUUUUAGUUCAAAAAAUUGUAUGAGGCAUACAGUGUUAAAUGUCAUUACGAUGAAAUGAAAUGUUUUGAAUGAGUUAACUAUUAUUGAUUAGGGUAUGUUUAAAGUUUAGGUUAACUGUGACUGAGUGACGUUUUCAUUUGCACCUUUUUUAUUGCACGAUAUUAUUAUGAACACCUGAACAGACAUUGUAAAAAUUGUAGCAAUUUUGAUGCGGCAUGGUAAAAAUAAAGAAGUUAGGAAUUAGGCUCUCCGAUUUUUUUGUAAAAUUCUUGCCAUUUAUUUACAAACAUAUUCUAGGUGAUAAAUUCGUGUUCACAUUACUGUUAUUAAUCCAACGAACUGUUCCAGCUAAUGCUGCACCGAAAAUACUAGAGAAUAUUUACGAUGUCUGGUUACGAAACUACUUAAUACACUGUUCCAUUACCUAUACCCCGGUUUGAUCUUUACAAUCUAUGUUAUGGUUGUUAUGAAUGAAGUUAUUAUUAAGUAUGUAUUUUUUAUACUGUCUAAUAGGCCUAAUUAUAUCGUAUAGACAUAUAGUAUUUAAUCAAAGUUGUGUUAAUUAUAAAACUGU
This is a messenger RNA of Leguminivora glycinivorella, 2387 nucleotides long. RefSeq names its product facilitated trehalose transporter Tret1-like. The transcript is spliced from 8 exons. NCBI's taxonomy places the organism in Eukaryota, Metazoa, Arthropoda, Insecta, Lepidoptera, Tortricidae. The record is from RefSeq and is a predicted model, not a curated record. Gene Ontology annotation, molecular function: transmembrane transporter activity. Bases 182 to 1753 code for a protein of 523 amino acids. Gene Ontology annotation, biological process: transmembrane transport. Gene Ontology annotation, cellular component: membrane.